Messenger RNA from Tarenaya hassleriana, 1212 nucleotides. RefSeq lists its product as uncharacterized. The record is from RefSeq and is a predicted model, not a curated record. NCBI's taxonomy places the organism in Eukaryota, Viridiplantae, Streptophyta, Magnoliopsida, Brassicales, Cleomaceae. The transcript has 2 exons. Bases 14 to 853 code for a protein of 279 amino acids. Gene Ontology annotation, cellular component: plasma membrane.
UAUUAAUGGGCAUAUGCAAGGCCCUCCCUUAUUAUUGAAUAAUAAUCAGCGUAGUCCGGUGGAGUCUGGAGUCUCUCUCUCUCCCCCUCCCCCUCCCAUUUUCACCGCCAUUAAAGAGCGAGAUAGAGCUAUGCCACCAUCUUCGUCUUUGAGAGGCGGAGCCAACGGCGACCUCGGUCUCCGUCCGCCGCCACUGUCUCAGUCAGGUCGUCUACACCAUCAGCCUUACUACAGGAGUAGGUCGGCGUCUCUGAGGGGAUGCUGCUGUUGUCUCUUCCUGCUUUUGUCGUUCCUGGUGUUACUUGUGCUGGCAGUAGUGCUCAUUAUAAUACUGGCCGUGAAGCCGAAGAAGCCGCAGUUCGAUCUGCAGCAAGUGGGAGUGCAGUACAUGGGGAUUUCAUCGCCGAAUCCAAACCCUAGCUCCCUGGAUCCAGCUUCCUCCUCCGCAUCCCUCUCCCUCACCAUUCGCAUGCUUUUUACUGCCGUCAAUCCUAAUAAGGUGGGGAUCAAGUACGGUGAAUCGAGUUUCACAGUGAUGUAUAGAGGUAUUCCUCUGGGGAGGGCCACCGUGCCUGGGUUCUACCAGGAAGCCCACAGCACAAGGAAUGUGGAGGCCACAAUCUCCGUUGAUAGAGUGAAUCUGAUGCAAGCCAACGCUGCCGAUCUCAUCAGAGACGCUUCGUUGAACGACAGAGUGGAGCUCAACGUCCUCGGGGUUGUUGGCGCUAAGAUUCGAGUCAUGGACUUCGAUUCCCCAGGCGUUCAGGUGUCUGUUAAUUGCGCAAUCAUAAUAAGUCCCAGGAAGCAGGCGGUCACGUCCAAGCAAUGUGGCUUCGACGGCCUUAACGUCUAAACCCGUACAACUGUACGAGUCUUUUGAUCACUGAAAAUGUGUCCGAGAAGGCUUUUUCUUUUCUACUGCAAUUCUUUUUCCUCCAAACGGAGCGUAGCACAGCCACAGCCACAGUCCAGACUCAGCAAGUUAGAAGAUGCCGUUUAUACAUUAACUUGAUAUGUCCAGUAAGUCAAAACAAGAAAAUGCAUCAGGAUCAUAAACUUUGUUUUUGGGAGCUAAUUGAAGAUGUAACGAGGAAAUUAUCAACGGCAUUGCAUAUAAAUGUAAACAUUGUUGCUUCCACAAGCAGGUAGAGUAUCUGACGCCCAUAAGUACUUCGUUAAUUGCAGCCUGUCUAUAGAUCAAUUGUUGUUAUA